This is a messenger RNA of Gossypium raimondii (Peruvian cotton), 900 nucleotides long. RefSeq lists its product as uncharacterized. The transcript is spliced from 6 exons. Lineage: Eukaryota; Viridiplantae; Streptophyta; Magnoliopsida; Malvales; Malvaceae. The coding region runs from base 241 to 564 and encodes 107 amino acids. Gene Ontology annotation, molecular function: RNA binding. Gene Ontology annotation, biological process: spliceosomal snRNP assembly; RNA splicing. Gene Ontology annotation, cellular component: U2 snRNP; U1 snRNP; U5 snRNP. The record is from RefSeq and is a predicted model, not a curated record.
CAACGAAUGUUAAUCAACCAAAAAACCCCAAACCCUAAUAUGGAGCUAAUAGACGGACACUCAAGCCCAAUAACGUAAAACCCUAAUUUGAAGGGAUUAGGGUUUUGUUAUUUGGUCGUCGGAGUCUAUAAAACGGCUUUCUACUUCAUUUCUCCUCAAAUCAGAUCUAAUCGGCGGAUUGCCUAUCAGAUCUUUGUUUUGAUUUUAGUAGGAGAUAGUGCUGAACUUCCAUAGUUGAAAAUGAGUCGACCAAUGGAGGAAGAUACAGUCAAGAACGAGGAAGAGGAAUUUAACACUGGGCCACUGUCUGUUCUGAUGAUGAGUGUGAAAAAUAACACCCAGGUUCUCAUCAACUGCCGGAACAACAAAAAACUUCUAGGCCGAGUGAGAGCCUUUGAUCGUCACUGCAACAUGGUUCUUGAAAAUGUCAGGGAGAUGUGGACUGAGGUGCCAAAAACUGGUAAAGGCAAGAAGAAGGCCCUUCCUGUUAACAAAGACAGAUUCAUCAGUAAGAUGUUCCUUAGGGGGGAUUCUGUUAUAAUUGUUCUCAGAAAUCCCAAGUAGAGUAUCACACUUGGUAGUGUCAGCUUUGAAACUUCCUGACAAAAAUUCGAACUUUGCCCAAGUCUCCGAAUUUUUCCUAUCUGCGUCCGCUUUCAUUCAAAGCCUUCAACGUGAACCCCAACACUGCUUUGAGUUACUGAAGCUACUGUAUGGAGUAUUCUUAUGGUUGUAAAUGACAAAUUCUAGUGAACCUGAUUGAGGCCCUUUUGACACGUGAAUUGUUAUGAGAUAAUUUGUGAAUGAAUAGCUGAGAUCUAGAGAUGAUCUAUGAAAUGAUUGGUUUGAAGUUCACAGCAAAAAUCCAAUCUAAUGCCCAAGUUUUAGUUUGAUUUUCAA